AUGGAUAGCGCCCAGUUUCAACAGGAGCCUAUGGCUGUCGUGGGCUUUGCCUGUCGACUCCCUGGUGGCAACCACUCUCCCUCAAAGCUGUGGGACUUCCUAGAAAGAGGUGGCGUCGCUUCCAAUGAGGUCCCUGAGACUCGCUUUAACAUCAAGGGUCACUAUGACGGCUCGCACAAGCCGGGAACCAUGCGGCCCAAGGGUGGCAUGUUCAUUGGCGACGUUGAUCUCGCCGACUUUGAUGCCUCCUUCUUCGAGAUCGGUGGCACCGAGGCCAUUGCCAUGGAUCCCAACCAGCGCCAGAUGCUCGAGGUUGUCUUUGAGGGCCUUGAGAACGCCGGUAUUCCCCUAGAGAAGGUCGACGGCGCGCCUGUUGCGUGCUUUGUUGGCUCCUAUGCAUCAGACUACGGCGACAUGCAGAACAGAGACGCCGAGGACCGACCAGCAAACUGCGCUAUUGGUGUCGGCCGCAGUAUCAUGGCCAAUCGCCUCAGCUAUUUUCUCAACGCCAAGGGCCCGAGUAUCACCAUCGACACGGCGUGUUCCGGCAGUUUGGUCGCCCUUGACCUGGCAUGCCGCUCCAUCCAGUCAGGCGAGGCUUCCACGGCCAUCAUCGCCGCGAGCAACUUCUACCUCAAUCCUGAUCACGUCAUGGAUAUUGGCAACGUCGGUCAGGCACAUUCCCCCACUGCAUUGUGCCACACCUUCGACAUGGACGCCGAUGGCUACGUCAAGGCAGAAGCAGUGAGCUGUGUAAUCAUCAAAAAGCUCUCGGACGCCAUUCGUGACCGUGACCCGGUCCGCGCAAUCGUUCGAGGCACGGCGUCAAACAGUAACGGACGGACAGGCGGUAUUGCAAGUCCCAGUUCCGAGGCACAGGCUGCAGCCAUUCGGCGAGCUUAUGCCAAUGCUGGCAUCUCAAACUUCAACGACACUGCUUAUCUUGAAUGCCACGGCACUGGCACGCAAGCAGGCGACCCGACUGAGGUUAAUGGCGCUGGAUCAGUCUUUGGAGCCUCACGCUCGGCAGAGCGACCUUUACUCAUCGGAUCUAUUAAGAGCAACGUGGGUCACUCAGAGCCAGCUGCUGGUAACUCUGGCCUGAUCAAGGCUAUUAUGGCCAUUGAAAAGGGUGUCAUCCCCGGCACACCUCUUUUUAUCAAGCCGAGUCCAAAAAUUGACUUCGUUGGUAACAAGGUGAAGGCCUUCCGCACAGCAGUUGCGUGGCCAGACAAGGACUUCCCUUUUCGCCGAGCCAGCGUCAACUCAUUCGGCUACGGCGGCUCUAACGCGCAUGCAAUCAUUGAACAGCCUGAGGAGUCUGUACGAGAUCACCAUGUGUCGUCUUACAGAAACCCUGACGACUACGACGAUGUAGGGGAGAGCGAGCGCCCCUAUACUCUGUUCAUAUCGGCAAACGAUGCCAAGUCUUUGAAAGGGAAUAUCGAAGCCCUCUGCAACCAUCUCGUCAACCCCCGAGUCAAGGUUAGCCUUGCUGACUUGGCAUAUACCCUCACGGAACGCCGCUCACGACUUUGGCACCGUGCCUUUAUCACUACUCAUAGCACUGAAAUCCAAGAGAACGACUUUACGGUCGGCAAGCGAGGCUCGCAUCCGCCAAAGGUCUCCUUUGUCUUCACUGGACAGGGUGCGCAGUGGCCCCAGAUGGGUAAGGACUUGCUCAACUACUUUCCAUGGACUCGGUCGAUCCUUGAGGAGCUCGAUCAAGUACUCCAGACUCAGACCAACCCUCCAUCAUGGUCUCUUGUUGAAGAGCUGACCGAGUCCCGGUCAGCGGAGCACCUGCGACAGCCAGAAUUUUCGCAGCCGCUUGUCACUGCACUGCAACUUUGCAUUAUCGCUGUGCUGGAGUCCUGGGGUGUCGUGCCUAGCAGCGUCAUUGGCCACUCGUCUGGCGAGAUUGCGGCCGCAUAUACUGCUGGCCUUCUAGACCGCGCCGGCGCAAUCAAGGCAGCCUUCUACCGUGGCCGUGCAGCGGUCAAUCGCAAGUCUGAGAUUGAAACUGAUGUCGGCAUGCUCGCUGUUGGUCUUGGGCCCGAUGGCGCCCAGCCAUUCAUCGAGAAGUACUCGGGCAGCGCUUGGAUUGCUUGCUUUAAUAGCCCUACCAGCGUGACCAUCUCGGGACGCAAGCCCGCGCUUGAGUCUCUGGCCGAGGACAUCAAGGCGGAGGGCCAUUUUGCACGGCUACUGCAAGUGGAUCUGGCUUACCACUCGGAAUUGAUGCAUCUUAUUGGUGUCGAAUACAAAGACCUGUUGGAUGCGGACAGCAUGUUCCACGCCUCGACAUCGUCGUCCCCUAUUAGCAUGUUCUCUUCAGUCACCGGCCAGAAGAAGGAGGACAGUGCAGACGGCGAGUAUUGGAAGACGAACAUGGUCUCUCCUGUCCGCUUCAGCGAGGCCCUGACAGAGCUUAUCAAAGAAGAUUCGCCAGACAUGAUCAUCGAGAUUGGGCCUUCCGGUGCCCUGGCAGGUCCUAUCUCGCAAGUGCUCAAGCCUUUGUCGAGUGGUGCUAAUGUGGCGUACGCUGCUGCAUGGGCUCGAGGGGCUAAAGCAGGCGAGGCCCUCUUUAAUGUGUCCGGUCGUCUUUUCAUGGCUGGCGCUUCGAUUGACAUGUCUGUUGUGAACCAGUAUGAAAGGGGCACAUGCCGCACCAUCACUGACUUGCCCAACUACUCCUGGAACCAUACCAUCAAGUAUUGGCAUGAAAACGCCGCCAGUCGAGACUGGCGUUUCAAGCAGUUUAUCACUCACGACCUUCUUGGAUCCAAGAUUCCCGGUACCUCGUGGGAGUCAUCAACGACCUGGCGCAAGCAUCUCUACCUUGACAAUGUGCCGUGGCUUCGUGACCACAAGAUGGGGCCAGAUGUUUUGAUUCCCGGUGCUGGUCUUGCAACGAUUGCACUGGAAGCCAUGUACCAGAAGCAUUGUGCCCUACACCCAGACCAGCAGCUAGAGUCCAAUGACCUGUGUUACCGAUUCCGGAACGUCAAGUUCGAGCGCGCCGUGGUUGUCGAAGAGAACAAACCGACUACCAUAAUGUUGACGCUGUCGAAAGUGCCGGGCAGCAAAGACUGGCACGAAUGGCGCAUCCAAACCUACGCUGAUGGUGUGACGUCUGACCAUUGCGGCGGUCUCAUUCGCGUCCAGGAGCCCCUCGGCGACGACGAAGCUCUCACAGGCGCAGACCUGGUGCCUUUGAAGCACCCUCAGUCAUCCAAGCUUUGGUACAAAGCACAGCGCGAAGUGGGAAUGGGCUUCGGUCCUUCGUUCCAGAAAGUCAAGUCCUUCGAGACGGUCAGCGGCAGCCGCAAGUGCCGAGCGCUCGUGGAUCUAAACCCGCCCGAGUCGAAGUGGAAGCCCGAAUCCUACUAUCCGCUGCAUCCUGCCACCCUGGACUGCUUACUGCAGACAGCCACUCCAGCAAAUGCUGCCGGAGAGCGAAGCUUGAUCAAAGACACCAUGAUUCCCCAUCUCGUCGACGAUAUGAUCGUGAACAGGAUGCCCAAGGGCAUGACUGAGGGUUUAGCCGUUGCCGAGUCGAUAUACACGGGUCGUGGCCGCAAGGAUGUUGCCAAGAGCUGGAUCGCCAACAUCAACAUUCACGACCCUGCGACUGGAGCGCCCAUCCUCAAGGUCAAGGGCUUGAACUAUGUCAAGCUCGACACUGACGAAAAGCCUGACCCCCACGUCUUCCAACGUGUGACUUGGAAGCCCGACAUUGCGCUUCUUACACAGGACCAGCUUUCCGUCCUGUCGGCUAAUUCAGCAGGCCCGCUUGACACGGUCCUUGACCUGAUUGCCCACAAGAAUCCCACCCUCAAGGUGCUUGAGUUGAAUGUAGAUGAGUCCGACGUCUCGACGCUGUGGUUUGCCGGCGAGGACCAGGCGGUGCGUGCAGCUUACGCGCAGUACGAUUUUGCCACUGCUGAUGCCAAGACGCUGGUAACUGUCAUGAGCGCCAACGAGACGAAGAGAGACACUGCCUUCCAUCUCAUGAACGCCUCAAAGGACGCUCUAGACCUACCCAGCACCGAAACCAAGUAUGAUCUGGCGAUUGUCAAGGCACCAAAGGGCAAGGACGAAGUCUUGGCCCAAGUACUUCGCAACAUGCAGGCUCUUCUCGCUCCGCAUGCAACGGUCACCCUAGUCCGUCAAGACAGCGAGCUACACACGAAGCUUGUAGGUGUUGUGAAUAGAGCGAAACCCACACAGACAGGUGACAUUGAUGCCACCAGCUCAUCGUCUGACGAGAGCGUCGAUACGCCGCUGUCGUCUAUUCCUUCUACGCCACCGGAGCUGGAUGAAUCAAAGAAUGGCGCUUUAAAGCAGGAGACAUUGUCGUCCCUCCUCAAGGAGAACAACCUCUUCAGCUCCGUGAAGGAAAUUGCAACUGCACCAGGCAAUGACUCGGUGUUCUUGCUGAGCAAGAAGUCCAUGGCUGAUGUUGCUGUGGCCCCUCAGCAGCUCACCGUCGUCAAAUUCCGCGCAGACAGCCCCAAGCUUUCAUCUGGCUUACAGAGCACGCUUAAGGCUUCAGGCUGGACGAUCCGCACUUGCAUGGUUGAGGACUUUGCAUCUCAUAAAGAUUACCAAGCCAGCGCAGCAGUCCUGGUCGUUGACGAGUUGCUGAAGCCUGUACUAAAGGACAUGCCUGAGACGCAAUGGGAUGCUUUCAAAGAGCUCGUAAGCGGUGCUAAGCCGGUGGUGUGGGUUACCAAGGGGGCUCAGACUGCCAGUGUCACUGAUCCUGACAACGCGCUCGUUCAAGGCCUCUUCCGUGUAGUACGCAACGAGAUCCCGGACGCCAGGCUGGUCACUCUUGAUAUUCAGUCGGCGCUCAGCGCGGCUACCAAUGUUGCCAUUGAUCAGGUGCUACAGAAGGUCCAGGCCAGCCACGACGGCGAGACGGAGUAUGCCGAGCGCGACGGAGUAGUGGUCAUCCAGCGUGUCAUUCCCGACAUCGAGCUCAAUGACUUCAAGACUGCAGAGCACAAGGGCCUCGAACCUGUGGUAAAGGGCUUGCAUGCCACUGAGGCGCAGGUCCGACUCCAGGCUGAGAAGGUUGGUACGCUUGAGAGCUUGACCUGGUGCGAGACCGCUGUUGGCGAGGUGCCAAUGGAGCCGGGCAUGGUUGAGAUUGAAGUCAAAGCGGUCGGCGUCAACUUCAAGGAUGUUGCAACAACCAUGGGCAUUGUGCCAGAGAAUGAGUACACGAUCGGUUGCGAGUGCGCUGGGGUCAUCAAGCGCAUCGCACCUGGAGUCGACAAAUUCAAGGUUGGAGAUCGCGUCGCCUGCAUGCGGAGCGGGACAUAUGUGAACCGCGUUCAGUGUCCCGCUGAUCGUGUGCAUGUCAUCCCAGACAACAUGAGCUUUGAGGAUGCAUCGACUAUUCCGCUGGUAUACUUGACCGCAAUUUAUGCGCUGUACCACCUUGGAAACCUACGAGAGGGCCAGUCCGUUCUUAUCCACUCCGCAGCUGGUGGCGUUGGUAUCGCCGCUAUUCAGCUUGCUCAGUACAAGAAAGCAGACGUCUUUGUUACUGUGGGCACCGCUGAUAAGCGGGAAUAUCUGGCCAAGAACUUUGGCAUUCCCGAGAACCGCAUGUUCAACUCGCGGAACACCAAGUUUGCGGCGGAAAUCCGACGCGAGACAGGCGGUCGAGGUAUCGAUGUCAUCCUCAACUCCCUCAUCGGUGAGUUGCUGGAUGAGUCGUGGCGUCUCACGGCCGACGGUGGCAUCAUGGUCGAGAUUGGCAAGCGAGACAUUGUUGACCGCAACACUCUUGCCAUGGAGCCGUUCGACCGCAACUGCUCAUUCCGAGCUGUCGAUCUUUCGUACACCAAGGAGAUCACCAAUGAGCUGAUCGGAAGGUUGCUCGAGGAGAUUUUCGACCUGGUCAAGGGAGGUCACGUCGGGCCAAUCCAUCCCAUUAGCCAGUACAGCUUCGACCAAGUGAUUCCCGCUCUGUCGUACAUCCGCCGCGGUCAACACAUCGGCAAGAUUGUUAUCUCCAGCGGUGAAGAGGACCCGCAGCUUCCGAUCCGUCCAGCCGUUCGCAAGCUUCAGCUAAAUGCUGACGUUUCGUAUCUCAUUGUUGGUGGACUGAAAGGCCUCUGCGGCAGUGUUGCUGUCCACAUGGCCCGUCAUGGGGCGCGUCACAUUGUUGUAAUGAGCCGCAGCGGUAUUGAUGACGAGGCAUCGGCACGGUGCAUUGCACACUGUGCAGCAUGGGGUUGCGAGGUGACAUGUGUCAAGGGCGAUGUUGGCGACGACAGCUUCGUUGACGAUGUUUUCAAGUCUGCACCCAAGAGGAUUGCUGGUGUGAUCCAAGGUGCCAUGGUUCUCAGGGACAAACCGUUUGAGACGAUGACGCAUGACGACUAUGUGACUGGUCUCCACGCUAAGGUCGCCGGUACGUGGAACCUACACCACGCAGCACAGCGGCAGCAGACGCCGCUUGACUUUUUCACGCUGCUGUCCAGUAUCUCUGGUGUUGUCGGCAACAAGGGUCAAGCCAACUACGCUGCCGCGAACGCGUUCUUGGAUGCGUUUGCCUACUACCGGCAGGCGAAGGGGCUGCACGCCAACACGGUCGACCUGGGGGCCAUUCAGGAUGUUGGCUACAUGGCGGAGCAAGGUGGAACCCUUGAGGCACGCUUUGACAAGCGUCAAUGGACUCCCAUCGAUGAAGCUAUGCUGCGCCGGAUCAUGAGCUACUCCAUUUUACAGCAGGAGCAUCAACCAAUCCACAGCAACAGUAGCGCUCAGCUCGUCACAGGUCUGGCAUACCCGCUGGUGGCUGACGGAUCGGACUUGGCGAGCGAGCCCCGCUUCUCUUACUUGUUCAGCAGUCACGCUGGCGGCAGCGGUGCUGGGGACGAAGCAGGCGAGGGCAACAGCGAGAUGGAACAGGCGAUCAAGGCGUUUCAUGUCCUGCACGGGACGGGUGCCGAGGCCGCGGCACUGAACACGGCUGCACUGGGCCUGUUACAGCCACAGAUCACCAAGCUGCUGCGCCUCGAGACGGAGAUGGAGCCCGGUAAGCCGCUGUCCGCGUACGGGCUCGAUUCGUUGUCGGCCGUUGAACUGCGGGGUUGGGUGCGGCAGAAGCUGGGUGCCGAGCUGAGCACUCUCGAUAUCACCAACGCGAGCUCGCUGAUUGCAUUAAGUGAGAAGCUGGUGGCGAAGCUGCCGGCGGCCGGCGAGGGAAAGAAAUAG
Messenger RNA from Aspergillus bombycis, 7239 nucleotides. RefSeq names its product type I polyketide synthase. Gene Ontology annotation, biological process: secondary metabolite biosynthetic process; fatty acid biosynthetic process. The record is from RefSeq and is a predicted model, not a curated record. Gene Ontology annotation, molecular function: fatty acid synthase activity; phosphopantetheine binding; oxidoreductase activity. The transcript is spliced from 8 exons. NCBI's taxonomy places the organism in Eukaryota, Fungi, Ascomycota, Eurotiomycetes, Eurotiales, Aspergillaceae. Bases 1 to 7239 code for a protein of 2412 amino acids.